Messenger RNA from Daphnia magna, 646 nucleotides. RefSeq lists its product as uncharacterized. Lineage: Eukaryota; Metazoa; Arthropoda; Branchiopoda; Diplostraca; Daphniidae. The transcript has 3 exons. The record is from RefSeq and is a predicted model, not a curated record. The coding region runs from base 66 to 410 and encodes 114 amino acids.
GUAGGUAUAUAAAGGCUGGAUAUCGUCAAAGUCGAUAUUGCCAGUCUUGUCUUGUAUCAUCAAACAUGAAGACCUCUCUCGCGAUUCUAGUUUUGGGUGCUCUUGUCGCCGCUGUGAUGGCCGAUGAGUACGCACCACCUGCUUACCCAAAGAAAUACGAUGGCUACUUCCAGUAUGCCAAUGUACCCAGUGAAAAAGAAUACGAAUUCGGCUACAACCGUGGAAAUGCGGGUCACUACACCUCCCGCUAUGAACAGUCCAAGGACCACCGUUUCCGCACAAAGGUCAAGUGGGCUGAUACCUAUGAUGGCUACGGUGAGCACUACUGGGAGUACAAUCAUGGCAACGGUUACGCACCCGCUUACUCCGAGCCUGCUCCCGUUUACGAGUCUGCCCCUGCCAAAUACUAGGCAAACGACGAAAAAUGUUAUUGAACUACGUCGCAACACGUUUCGUUCCUGCUGUUACACAAGAAUGGAGAUGCUUUUUCUUGCCCACCAUUGAAAACAAUUUGUCUCCAUUUUGUUGUAUUUGUUUUGAGCUUCCCUUUGGCGAUGACGUCAUCUGCUGGUCGGAUAUGUCAUUUCCUACCAUCCCCAUCCCCUUCAAAAAAAGAGAACAAUAAAAGAAAAUUAUGAUAUUUCAA